Molecule: messenger RNA, 3180 nt
Organism: Magnolia sinica
Lineage: Eukaryota; Viridiplantae; Streptophyta; Magnoliopsida; Magnoliales; Magnoliaceae
Product: glucosamine inositolphosphorylceramide transferase 1-like
Exons: 4
Coding region: 317-2602 (761 amino acids)
Cellular component (GO): membrane
Molecular function (GO): glycosyltransferase activity
Source: RefSeq, a predicted model, not a curated record
UCGCCCAUUAAAGUACAGAAACCAUCUCCAUCUCUCUGUCUUUGUAAUCUUUCUCUCCUUACUCGCGAUGGAUUUUCGCUCUCUUUCUGAUUGAAGCUUGUUGGGUUUCUUGUUUUCUGUCCUUUUCCUUCUUUUGUAUUAAUAGAAUAUUAGUUUUCAGGAUCUUUCUCGCAUUUUUAUUCGAUUUGGGUGGAAAGAAUCGAAGAAAUCGGUGUUGGUUUUGAUGGGUUUUUCUCUUUUUUUCAAUCUGGGUGCUUUUGAUUUAAUGAGAAGUUAGUAGAAAUGCACAUUUUCUGUUUUGGGUUGUCCUGGGAAUAUGGGGGAAAAGGGUCUCAAGACCUCUAUAUCUAGUAUUUGGGGUUGUGGGGUUUGCUGUAAAAUGAGUCUUUGGUGCAGGUUUAGAUGGAGAUGGAACCACUCUUUUCGAGUUCUCUCCCUCUCAUCUCCCUUCUUCUUCUUUCUCGGAUCUUUCUUCGUCGUUACCGUUAUUGGGUUUGCUUUCUUUCGUUUGAUGAUAUCUCCCUUUCGGAACCCAAAUUUGGAUUCUUUUGGAUGUCGUCCUGACAGCGAAGGAUCUUGGUCUAUUGGCGUCUUUUACGGGAAGAGUCCGUUCUCACUUUCGCCCAUUGAACUGGAAAAUCGGAAAGAUGACAGUAGUUCGGCAUGGCCUGUUGCUAAUCCUGUGUUUACGUGCGCUUCAGUCAUGGAUGCGGGUUAUCCCAGUAAUUUUGUUGCUGACCCCUUCCUUUAUAUUCAGGGAUACAAUCUGUACAUGUUUUUCGAGACGAAAAAUUCUAUUACAAUGCAAGGGGACAUUGGUGUUGCGAGAAGUGUUGAUCAAGGUGUGACAUGGGAAUAUUUGGGCAUUGCUUUGGAUGAGGAAUGGCAUCUAUCUUAUCCAUAUGUUUUCAACUACCAUGGGCAAAUAUACAUGAUGCCCGAGGGCAGUGAAAGGGGGGAUCUUCGACUUUAUCGGGCAACUGAAUUUCCUCUCCUGUGGACAUUGGAGAAGGUUCUUAUAAACAGGCCACUCAUAGACACUUCUCUCAUCCAGUAUGAAGGAUACCAUUGGCUCUUUACUUCAGAUUUCAGCCGAUUCGGUACCAAGGAUAAUGCAGAGCUAGAAAUUUGGUACAGUAACUCACCUCUUGGCCCCUGGAAACAGCACAAGAGAAACCCAAUACACAAAAGUAACAGGAGCUUGGGAGCCCGAAAUGCAGGGAGGCCUUUUAUUUAUGAAGGGUUCCUGUACCGCAUGGGCCAGGACUGUGGUGAUACAUACGGCCGAAGAGUCCGUGUUUUCAAAGUGGAAACGCUCACCACUGAGGAUUACAAAGAAGUCCCAGUUCCUCUGGGAAUUGAGGAGUUGAAUAAAGGCUGCAAUGCCUGGAAUGGCUUCAGGUACCACCACCUAGACGCUCAGCAGCUCCCUUCGGGUGACUGGAUUGCAGUAAUGGAUGGAGACCGUGUACCUUCCGGUGACUUGACUCAUAGGGUUUUGGUUGGAUGCAUGGUAGUCCUGUUGCUAGUGACACUGAUUACUGUUGUGGGUUUCUUAGUCGGAGCCCUCAACUGCAUUGUUCCUCCAAUCUGGUCUAUGACUUCUAGUAGGAGAAAUGACUCUUCAUGGUUUCGGGCUCGGCCCCUAUACAAUUCAAAGAUUCGCAGAUCUUUGUCGUGCUUGAUCCGAUGCUGUUCUGCCGUUAGAGCGAGACUGAGUCCAAGUAGGUGUUCCGGAAUGUUGGUUCUCUGUCUUCUUUGUGUUACUGGGGCCGUGUUGGUUUGCGUGGCUGUGCAGUUUCUGUUUGGCGGCAAUGGUGCCGAGGAGGCUUUUGCUUUCAAGGGGCACUAUUCUCAGUUUACAAUGCUCACCAUGACGUACGAAGCUCGGCUCUGGAAUUUGAAGCUGUAUGUCAAGCACUAUUCUCGUUGUGCUUCUGUGAGAGAGAUUGUCGUUGUCUGGAACAAAGGAACUCCUCCCAACUUGGAGGAUUUCGACUCUGCUGUUCCUGUGCGUGUCCGUGUGGAGGAACACAACUCUCUCAACAACCGUUUCAAGGUCGACCCUCUCAUAAAAACAAGAGCCGUACUUGAGCUCGACGAUGAUAUUUUGAUGACGUGCAAUGAUCUCGAGAGGGCGUUCCGGGUCUGGCGGGAGCAUCCGGAGAGGAUCGUGGGCUUUUACCCACGGCUGCUUGAAGGGAGCCCAUUGGAGUACCGGGACGAGAGGUAUGCAAGGAAGAGGAAGAGUUACAAUGCCAUAUUGACCGGCGCCGCAUUCAUGGACAGUGAAUUCGCUUUCAAGAGAUACUGGAGCGAAGAAGCAAGGGAAGGGCGGGCCAUCGUUGAUCACUAUUUCAACUGCGAAGAUGUGCUGAUGAACUUCCUCUUUGCAAAUGCAAGCUCAUCAAGGACGGUGGAGUACAUUCAUCCUGCAUGGGCCAUCGACACUUCGAAGCUGUCGGGCGCUGCUAUCAGCCGGAACACUCAAAUGCACUACAGGAUCAGGACGAACUGCUUGUCAAAGUUCUCUGCAAUUUAUGGCCCACUCUCCCCACAGAAAUGGGAGUUUGCCGGCCGGGAAGAUGGUUGGGAUGUAUAGGCCUGCAGGAAGAGCUGAUUCAAGCUUUCACCGGUUAAAUAGCUAGUGUUGGUGGUCACAAGCCGCAGGCAGAUUAUAGAUAGGUUACAACACACAGACAAAAGCAAUUUUUCAGGAUCUUCAAACCUCAAUUAGAUAUGGGAUGGACAGAGUAAAAUGGCUGACACAAGUGACAUUUUGAGGACACGGAACUUGCAGUUACAUUACGAUGGGCUGUGAAACUGUAAGAAGGUUGUCGGUUAGCAGAAGAUGAGAAACAGAUAAUGUCCCAAAUGCUAAUAUGCAAGUCCAGAUCAGCAUUCAGUUCUAUUUAGUGGUUGUUUAUUUAAUUGUGGCCUGUUUUGGGUGGCCCAUUUUUACCAAUGUUGAUGAUGACCCAUCUGCUGAUUGGUGGGCCACACUUGCAUAUUUUGCCAUGAUGCUGGCAUUUGUAUCGGCAGAUGCAUACAGGUUGGUGAGAAACUUGGUUCACUAAGAUGUUUCUGAUCUUUGUUUAUGUGAAUGUGAAUAUUUUUUUAAUGUCUAUUGGAAGUUAGCCGUAGCUCUGAAAUGAACAAAGAUUUACGUUUUUCUUGUUU